GCAAAACUUGGGUUAGAGUAAAGCCUUCGAGUUAAAUGUGUUGGUUGUCAGUACUGUUCCUCCUUUGGUUUCGCUUUUUCGUCGGUGGUGUUUCGAACUUAUCGAAAGUGAACAGUAAACCUCAGUACAGUGUUCCAGGAUCUCAUAAUCAAUCAUAUACCGCAUUAACACACUUGCAGAAUACAUUAUUUGAACCUGGAUAUUCAAUCGGGGUCAAGUUUUGUCCGAAUUUAUUACCACAGAAGUCAUCCUUAAGAAACCUUAACACUCAGGUUAUGAAUUCUGUGAUAAGAGGGCCUCACGCAAGCGUUCCCGGUGAACUUGGACACUCCUGGUGUAGAAACAAAGCACGUAAUUGGACAGUAAAAGAAACUAUUCAUUGGCUUACUAGUUACUUCAAGCUUUCAGGAUGUGCAUAUUUGUUUCAGAAGGCAAAUAUUUCAAGAAGUUUACUUCCUAGGAUUUUUGAACCAAAUUUUAUGGAAACUUAUAAUUUAAACUAUACGAAUUCAUCGUGUCCUGGAGUAAUCGAAAAUGUAUUGAAUACUAUUCCUUUCGGUCCUUCUGAAAGAAAUCUUAGUCUUUAUUUGACGGCAGGCAUUUUAACACUGUUUGGAAUAUCGUUUACAUCCAUACUGACCAUUUGCCUGGUUCGUUUUCUUUUAAAACCUGGAAAAUCUACUCUUAAACACGAAAGUUUAUCAAAGUAUCUAACGAUUCUUCAAGCACUUGAAAAAAAUUUAUCCCAUGAAGUUAAAAUUUAUGAUUCAAAAUCCUCUGGUGCCAAUAGUGAUAAUCCAAAUAAUAGUAAUCAGAAUCUUAAUUCCUUUUUUGAUCUAAAUUGGAAUGAAAUCAACAAAACACUUGAUCAAUCAGAAAUCAAUAUGGUUUUUUCUAAUACUCAAUUCUCAACACUUGUUAGUUCACUUCGUGAAAGUUAUAUUAUUGAAAUAAAAUAUCUAUUAGACAAAGUCAAUGAAAUUGAUCAAAGGCUUUCAGUUGCUGAAGAAAUAGUUAUUGAAUCAAAAACAAAGAAGUGUCUGCUAAGAUUUCCAUGUUACAGCAAGAAAUAUACGGAUAAAGAAUUUUAUAUGAUAAUUAAUACAAUAAAAAAUAAGGUUUCUGAUCUAAAGCACCAAGUUAUAAAUCAUAAAAAACGAUGGCGUUGUAUUUUAACGACUUUAAAUAAUUCCUGUACUAGUUUUAAUCCAUUUCAAACAAUUUUUGAAACUGAAACGUCAGAAAAUUUUGAACAAUUUCACUCAUUGUUGAAAGAUACUUAUGAUAAUCCAAAUGAAAUUCAUGAAAAGUUGGAUAAUUUUACUGCUGAAUAUAUUGAAGAUGAAAUUAAAUUAAAUUCAUUGGAUGAAAAUGUAUCAGUAUUUGAAACACUUAGUUUAAACGAUGACUUUCAUGAGGACUCUAAUAAAAAAUCGGACAUUGAUGUCGCCAAAUCUUAUAGUGACAAUUCACCGAUAGACAAUGCAAAUAAACAAAAUUGUUCUGAUUUACAUUCUACAAAAAUUCCUACUUUCAUUCAUUUGCCAAUGUCAUCAAAGACCCCAUCUAAAAAGUGGAAGUCUGGUAGUUCUCCGAAGAAGCAUAGGUUUUUUCAAUCUUCAUUAAAUGGCGGGUCCUUUUCCUCUCCGCAUAAACAACUUCACCUCAGCACUAUGGAUCAUGUGCUACCGGUCGCUCACGCUAAACGUAUAGAUAUAAGCAAUGUUUCUCUAAUCGAUAAAUCAAGAAUAUCAUCUGAAGGUUUUACUGACCGUGCAGCCCCUACAACUGGGUUACGUAAACCCAAACCGAUUGCAAUCUAACUGUUGUUAUCGUAGUUUGAUUGUUUACUGUUUGUUUUAUCCAUAAAUUAUACGAUUUUAUAACAAAUGAAACUAAAAUGCGUUUAUAA
This is a messenger RNA of Schistosoma turkestanicum, 1912 nucleotides long. Lineage: Eukaryota; Metazoa; Platyhelminthes; Trematoda; Strigeidida; Schistosomatidae. The record is from the annotation of a GenBank genome assembly.